This is a messenger RNA of Polypterus senegalus (gray bichir), 2156 nucleotides long. It is a transcript of the gene aebp2, whose product is annotated as AE binding protein 2. The transcript has 8 exons. Gene Ontology annotation, cellular component: ESC/E(Z) complex. Gene Ontology annotation, biological process: regulation of transcription by RNA polymerase II. The record is from RefSeq and is a predicted model, not a curated record. NCBI's taxonomy places the organism in Eukaryota, Metazoa, Chordata, Cladistia, Polypteriformes, Polypteridae. The coding region runs from base 10 to 1410 and encodes 466 amino acids.
UUUCAAAAUAUGGCCGCCGCUUCUUCAGAUAGCAGUGGUGAGAAGGACAGCCCCGCAAGCAGUAGCGAGGGUAGUCAAGUGCGGUGUACCAACACCAACGACCAGCCACCUCCAUCAGCUGUACAGAAGAUGGGAUCAGAGGGUAAAAGGGGUGCUGUUGAAGAAGACGAGGAGGAGGAGGAGGAGGAAGAAGAAGAUGGUGAUGAUGAAGACGACAACGAAGUGGAGGAAGAUGACGAGAUGGGCAGCGAUAGUGCUGGUGGCGAAGAGGAGAGUUGCGAGCAGAGGAGUCCGGACAGUAGCCAGAGCGAUGUAGGCAAAGGUGACCCCAAGGUAGAGAGCGAGUCAUCAUCGUCCUACUCCAGUGACUGCAAGGAUCAGACUCGCGACCGGCCGGAGAGUAACGGCGAGCAAAACGGCGGAGGAGGAGGAGCAGGAGGAGGAGGCUGUGGCGGUGGUGGUGCGGGUGGUGGUAGCAGUAGUUGUGGUGGCAGAGGUGUAUCAGAAGGUGGCGGCCAGCGUAGAGCCAGCAUGGAAAUGAGUUCAUCGGAUGGAGAACCACUGAGCCGCAUGGACUCCGAGGACAGCAUUAGCAGCACCUUAAUGGACCAAGAUAGCAUCAUAUCCAGUGGGCGGUCAACACCAGCUAUGAUGAAUGGUAAAAGUAUUGCCUACACCUGCUGCUGGGACCAGUGUCAUGCUUGCUUCAAUUCCAGUCCUGACUUAGCAGAGCACAUUCGCUCUGUUCAUGUUGAUGGCCAGCGUGGUGGGGUAUUUGUGUGCUUAUGGAAAGGCUGCAAAGUGUACAAUACUCCAUCAACCAGCCAGAGCUGGCUUCAGAGGCACAUGUUGACACACAGUGGAGACAAGCCUUUUAAGUGUGUGGUGGGUGGGUGUAAUGCGAGUUUUGCAUCACAAGGUGGUCUUGCCCGGCAUGUCCCCACGCAUUUCAGCCAGCAGAAUUCUUCAAAAGUUUCCAACCCACCAAAGGUCAAGGAGGAAUCUCCAUCUAAAGCAGGAAUGAACAAACGAAGACGUUUAAAAAACAAGCGUAGAAGGUCACUACCAAGGCCACAUGACUUCUUUGAUGCUCAGAUAAUGGAUGCAAUUCGGCACCGAGCCAUUUGCCUAAACUUGGCAACACACAUUGAGAGUUUAGGCAAUGGCCAUAGUGUUGUUUUCCACAGCACGAUAAUAGCAAGAAGAAAAGAAGAGUCUGGGAAGAUUAAGGUUCUACUUCACUGGACACCAGAGGACAUUUUACCAGAUGUUUGGGUAAAUGAAAAUGACCGACCUCAGCUGAAAACAAAAGUUGUACAUUUGUCAAAGCUGCCACAAGACACAGCGGUUCUUUUGGAUCCAAAUAUUUACAGGAACACCUGGAUGGGAAAAUGUUCUAUGGAUGGAUGAGACAGAAAUGGAACUUUUUGGACAACAUGAAUCUUAAUAUGUCUGGUGCAAAGAAAGCAGCACUCCACGGCAGCAACAUCAUUCUCAACAGUCAAACAUGGUGGUGGUUUGCAGCAUCAGGCCCCGGACCAUUUGUCAUAAUUGAAGGAUGCAGAAAUUAUGAAAAUUAGAAGAUUGCCUGGUCAUCCAUCCUUGACCUAAAACUGAAACAUAUUUGGGUCAUGUUGCAAAAUCACAAAAGAAAUUCCACAUCCAAAUUGGUGAAAUAAAAUAUAAUUAAAGUUUUGGCCUCCACUACUCAAAGUUCACCUAAAACUAAUAAGAGAAGCUGUGGCAGACCUGAGCUUGAAGCAUGUCUUUAAAUAAAGUAGUUUUUUCAAAAUUCUUCCACAGCAACAUGAAAAGAUUAACAUUGUAUUAAAGCAGUUUGGUUGAAGACCUGAAUCCAUUCAGUGUUAAAAAUUCGCUGUAAUAGAGAAAAUCGGUAUAUGGAAUUUUGUGCAAAUACUAUUUUGUGUUGAUGUUUUGGGAAGGCAAAAUUUUCAUAAUUGUAAAUGGCAUAUUUAUAUCUGUAUGUGAACAUGUGAAUACAAGUGUAACAGAUACAUAUAAAUAUCUUUAGUCAUGUACAUGUACCUUUUGAUAAUGUUUUGGUCUCUUUCUCCUCUGUACAAUUUCUAAUUGUCCUAGCAUAUUGUAUUCUAUUCAUUGCAGAAAAAUAAAGAAAUGUAUUGGUGAAAACAGCA